AUGCUAGUCAUUUCAGGGGAAGCAUCAUAUACACCAAGUAUGGCUUCAGCGUUUUCAGUGCUGCACAAAUCAAUCGUGUACACCGUGUCUGGAAUCAGCUCCGGCUACUGUGUGCUCAAGUUUGUGUGUGCACUUGGCAAGUGUGAGGACGUGUCCAUGUGGCCAACCAUUCAGCAUGGAGAUUUGGUUCUGUUGUCUCCAUUUUAUGUCAAUCAUCGGCUGUUACAAAAGGGUGAUGUUGUCUUCUGUCGCUCUCCCAAAAACCCCAGGGCUGUCAUCUGUAAGCGGCUGAUUGCCCUGGAAGGAGAAACCGUGGUUAACGAUGAGACAGGUUUUCAGGAAUUUGUGGACAAAGGCCAGGUGUGGCUAGAAGGAGACAACAAACUGGCCAGCAUCGACUCUCGCACGUACGGCUCCAUACCAUACGGGUUGAUCAUCAGUAAAGUGACACUUCGGAUAUGGCCAUUGGAGAGAUUUGGACCUUUGUCAUGUCCUGUCAGCAUGAAGUCACUUCCUGCGACCACAGGGCCACUCUCUGAAUACACAGGGUCACUUCCUGCCAACACAGGGUCACAUCCUGCCAACACAGGGUCACUUCCUGUCAACACAGGGUCACUUCCUGUCAACACAGGGUCACUUCCUGUCAACACAGGGACACUUCCUGCCAACAUAGGGUCACUUCCUGCCAACAUGGGGUCACUUCCUGUCAACACAGGGUCCCCGUCUGCCAACAACGGACAACCAUCGUCAUGA
Messenger RNA from Candidula unifasciata, 753 nucleotides. The record is from the annotation of a GenBank genome assembly. NCBI's taxonomy places the organism in Eukaryota, Metazoa, Mollusca, Gastropoda, Stylommatophora, Geomitridae.